Messenger RNA from Tilletiopsis washingtonensis, 1668 nucleotides. Its product is annotated as putative RPN5-26S proteasome regulatory subunit. The coding region runs from base 112 to 1668 and encodes 518 amino acids. Gene Ontology annotation, cellular component: nuclear proteasome complex; cytoplasm; proteasome regulatory particle, lid subcomplex. The record is from RefSeq and is a predicted model, not a curated record. The transcript is spliced from 7 exons. NCBI's taxonomy places the organism in Eukaryota, Fungi, Basidiomycota, Exobasidiomycetes, Entylomatales.
CUCCCUCGCCGCAUCUGCCACCUUGGACACCCUCUCGCACCUGCCGCGUACCUCACACUCUCACAUCACUUCAUCUCUCGUAUCUCUGCUUCGCGCCUGGCCGCCGCAGCCAUGAACGCCGCCGAGAAGAAGCAGGAGGCCGACCUCUCGCCCGACGUCGAUGCCCUCGAGCCGACAGCGCGCCAGCUAGCCUCGUCCGGCAAGCUGCCCGAGGCGCUUGAGAAGCUCAAUGCGCUCGAGAAGAAGGCGCGCAACGCGGCCGACCUGACGAGCACAACACGCCUGCUGCUGCUCAGCAUUCUGCUCAUCCGCAUCUCGCCAUCGGCCAAGCAGACGGACUGGGCGCUGCUGGCCGAGACGCUGGGCGCGCUGGCGCGCAAGCACGGCCAAUUGAAGCAGGCCGUGACGCGCAUGGUGCAGCUGGCGAUGCGCUUCCUGCACGCGCCCGGCGAGCCGGACGUCGACGAGGAGAUGGGCGAGCUGGACCCGCUCGACGAGCCGAGCGAGCAGGAGAAGGCGGCCAAGGAGAAGGACGAGAAAAAGCGCAAGGCGGGCGAGGAGCGCGAGAUCGAGGACAAGGGCGAGGGCCAGCUCGAGCCGCGCGUGCAGAAGCUCAUGGAAGAGGCGCGCGCCGUGGGCAACGAGGGCGUCGAUGAGGAGCAGCGCAUGAAGCUCAUCGAGAGCCUGCGCACCGUGACCGAGGGCAAGAUCUUCGUGGAGGUGGAGCGGGCACGCGUGACACGGCUGCUCUCCUCGAUUCUCUACUCGCGCGGCGACGUGGCGGGCGCCACCGAGGCGCUGCAGGAGCUGGCCGUCGAGACGUUCGGCAGCAUGGGCCGCCGCGAGAAGACGUCGUUCAUUCUCGAGCAGAUGCGCCUCAACCUCGAGAAGGGCGACUACACGCGCUGCAACAUCGUCUCGCGCAAGAUCAACACCAAGUUCUUCGACGACUCGCGCAACCAUGACCUGAAAUUGACGUACUAUGCGCUCAUGGAGCGCUACGCACUGCACGAGAAGAAGCACCUCGACGUUUGCCGGUACGCGCGUGCCGUGCUGGCGACGCCACGGAUUCAGCGCGACGAGGCGCGGGCGCGCGAGGUGCUGCGCAGCGUCGUCGUCUUCCUCGUGCUGGCGCCGUACGACAACGAGCAGAGCGAUCUGAUGGCGCGUGUCGAAGAGACGGAGGGGCUGGAGCGCGUGCCGGAGCACAAGAACCUGCUCAAGUGCUUCACGACGCCCGAGCUCAUGCGCUGGCCCGGCAUCGAGGCGCUGUACGGCCCGCUGCUGCGCGCCACGCCUACAUUCGAGCCUGGCACUGACGGCGACUACCGCUGGGAGGAGCUGCACAAGCGGGUCGUUGAGCACAACAUCCGCGUGAUCGCCAAGUACUACACGAAGAUCACGCUGCAGCGGCUCAGCGAGCUGCUUGACCUCUCGCCCGACGCGGCCGAGGCGGCGCUCGCGAAGCUCGUGCAGGGCGGCACCGUGUACGGCAAGAUCGACCGGCCGGCGGGCGUCGUGGCGUUUGUGAAGCGGCGCGAGACGGCCGAGCACCUCAACGCCUGGAGCGCCGACAUGGGCCAGCUGCUGGCGCUCGUCGAGGCGACGAGCCACCUGAUCAGCCGCGAGCAUGCCAUCUCCAAGGCGGGCCUGGUGGCGCCGGCAUAG